AUGUCGCGCUUUCCGCCGCCCCGCGUAGUGGGGAACUCCUCCUCGUCGGCUGCGUCACGCCUUCCGCCGCCCCGCGCAGUGGGCGAUCCGUCGUCGUCGGCGUUUUCACGCCUUCCGCCGGCCCGCGCAGUGGGCGAUCCGUCGUCGUCGGCGUUUUCACACCUUCCGCCGCCCCGCGCAGUGGGCGAUCCGUCGUCGUCGGCGUUUUCACGCCUUCCGCCGCCCCGCGCAGUGGGCGAUCCGUCGUCGUCGGCGUUUUCACGCCUUCCGCCGGCCCGCGCAGUGGGCGAUCCGUCGUCGUCAGCGUUUUCACGCCUUUCGCCGCCCCGCGCAGUGGGCGAUCCGUCGUCGUCGGCGUUUUCACGCCUUCCGCCGCCCCGCACAGUGGGCGAUCCGUCGUCGUCGGCGUUUUCACGCCUUCCGCCGCCCCGCGCAGUGGGCGAUCCGUCGUCGUCGGCGUUUUCACGCCUUCCGCCGCCCCGCGCAGUGGGCGAUCCGUCGUCGUCGGCGUUUUCGCGCCUUCCGCCGCCCCGCGCAGUGGGCAAUCCGUCGUCGUCGGCGUUGUCACGCCUUCCACCCGUCCCGCGUUGGCCUUCUGCCAGGUUCCACGGGUUGCUGAUCGUCGGCCGCCUCCACGGCUCUGACCUGACGCGCAGGUCCUCCCCGCUUUCUUCCCUUCGCACGUCCGUCGGCGUCACCGGAUCCGCGCGGAUGGGCGCCGCCAUGCUCUCUGCAGCCCUCUUUGCCCUCUUCCACCUCUCCCUCUCCUCCUUUUCCCCAACAUUGCCCUUGGGAUUUCCAGUGGCCUGCUUGCUGGCGCGAAUGGGCUAUGGUUGUGUUGGAGAUAGGAAUGGUGUUUCGACGAGAGCUGGAGAGGAGAGGAGCCAGCUGGGUACUACUGAGUCUGACAAAGUGGAGGCGAUAGAUAGGAUUGAAUGCGGAGCGGAAGAAAGAAAGAGUGAAGGUACGGGUGACAGGCAAGAGCAGCAAUGCCAAGGGGAGGAUUGUGGCUAUGGACUGUUACUUGGGGGUUUCCUAGGGAGUGACAAGCCAGGAGGGAGAGAUGUCAAAGAGUAG
This is a messenger RNA of Closterium sp. NIES-65, 1077 nucleotides long. NCBI's taxonomy places the organism in Eukaryota, Viridiplantae, Streptophyta, Zygnematophyceae, Desmidiales, Closteriaceae. The record is from the annotation of a GenBank genome assembly.